GCUCCCUACGCAUGCACUUGCAUGGAAUACAAGCUAAAGGGUGCCCUCGCUCUGAAGAAAUUCAUUCAUUAAUUAACCACUCAACCACUGUUAAAGAACUUCCUCCAUCAUCAUCAUCAUCAUCGAGCGAGCGAGCAUGGCCAUGGGUGAUGAACAGCAACAAACCAAACGCAGCACCAGUACUGGUAGUAGCAGUCCCAGCAGCUUGAGGCGGAGGAGGAACCCCCCAGCUCUUACCGCCUUGCCCCAACAGGAGAGGGAGUUGACGUCGACGAUGCUGCCGCCGCCGGUGGUGGAAACUGAUGAUCGAACACCUGUUUCUUCACAGUCCAGCUCGUCGCUAGAACAAGAAGAAGAAGGCGACGAUGACGAUGACGAUGAUGAUGACGACGUCUAUGAUUAUGAUGACGAGGAAGAACUAUUCCUCAACUCCCAAGAACAUAUGGAAUUUUCCGAGGGAGAAGACAUCAACAGUGAUCAGCUGCAGGAGGAAACGGAGGAAUCCGACGUCGAUCCAGAUGAGCUGUCAUACGAGGAGCUAAUUGCUCUAGAAGAGAUGGUCGGAGAAGAAAAUCGAGGACUACCACCGGAGAAAAUCUCUUCCUACUUGCAUUCCUACGCUCCUCCAUGCCUCCAUGGCAACCAACCCGUCCACCUUGAUCGGUGCGUGAUAUGUCAAGCGGAGUACGAAGAAGGAGAGAUGCGGGUGGCCCUCUCUUGUCAACACCUUUACCACUCAGAUUGUAUACGCAAGUGGCUCCUACUUAGAAAAACUUGCCCCAUAUGCGGCAUUGAAGUUUCAUCAUCAUCCAAUGUUGCUGGUACUUUUUAGCACUUGGUCAAGUUCCUGAUGGCAACAAUUGUACAUAUAUGUUUCAUCAAUUGUACCAUAUAUAGUUUUUGUAAAAGAGUUGAUUCAUAUUGCAAGAUGCAUUAAUUUCUACCUACAAAUAAUGUUGUUA
Messenger RNA from Diospyros lotus (date-plum), 962 nucleotides. RefSeq names its product E3 ubiquitin ligase BIG BROTHER-related-like. The transcript has 6 exons. Gene Ontology annotation, molecular function: ubiquitin-protein transferase activity; ubiquitin conjugating enzyme binding. Bases 137 to 832 code for a protein of 231 amino acids. Lineage: Eukaryota; Viridiplantae; Streptophyta; Magnoliopsida; Ericales; Ebenaceae. The record is from RefSeq and is a predicted model, not a curated record. Gene Ontology annotation, biological process: negative regulation of organ growth; protein ubiquitination.